AAAAAAUAACCAGUUGUGUGCCUUUAAGGUGAAAGAGCUUCCCUCCUCACGUGACUUACGUGUCCGACCAGCAUGGCUGCCUCCAGGAAGCGAGGCUUGUAUUUACUGUCAUUUUUGUGGAUUUUAAUUUAUUUUACAAGUUCUAAUGAGGCAGCGGUGUCUACAGACGACGUGAAAGAGUGUGACAAACUUCUGCUUGGACAAUAUCUGUGCAAGGAUCCCAAAAUAAACGAUGACACGCAAGAGCCAGAAAACUGUAAAGAUCUAAUAGCUUACGUUGAGUGUUUUCCUGCCUGUGGGAUAAUUUGUCGGUGUCCCAAUAUGACAGUCAUGAAUUUCACAGGAGCAGAAGUUGGAUUUUACAAACCUAUCCCCUGCCGAAAUGUAAGUGGUUAUUCAUACAAAGUUGCAGUCGCCCUGUCCCUCUUCCUUGGCUGGCUGGGAGCUGACCGCUUCUAUCUGGGCUACCCAGCACUAGGACUGCUGAAGUUCUGCACAGUUGGCUUUUGUGGAAUUGGGAGCCUCAUUGAUUUCAUUUCCAUCUCCAUGCAGAUCGUGGGCCCAGCAGACGGCUCCAGCUACAUAGUGGAUUACUACGGAGCACGACUCACUCGCCUCACUGUCAACAAUGAGACCUACAGGAAGACCCAGACAGGGCCCUAGAGAAGAGAGUGGUGGAGAAUCCUUGUUUAAAAAUGGCAAAAGAACAUGGAUUUGGCGACUGGAGAUGGUCUUCCAUUCCCUUUCAAUUUUUCUUUAAAGCUCUUAGAGGCCAAUUGAAAGACUGGACACAAGAAGUGAGCAAGGGUUUAAUAAAAAUACAGAAAAGGUUUGGGUCAAUAAAUGGAUGUGGCUUUCUUAGAAGACAGCGGUCUGAACUUCACAACGUUUAGGUCUCGAAGAAGGAAGCCGUUUGAAGUGAUAGAUGUGUCUUCAGAGCUUCUGUCCUGACUGUAGCUUCACAGCACAGGAGAAGGUUGAGAGAAUUCUAGAUGAAGAGGUUUCAUUCAUUUUUUAACAGAUUCCUCUUCUUUUAGCCUCAAUGGACUGAUCGAAGACCCUGGAGUUCUCUCUCACACCGCCAGGCAGGUGAUAGUACAACUUCUGUUGUGUCCUGUGAUGUUUUUGCAAAACACUGCCAAAUUGGAAGCUGAUGUCUCAUGGCAGGCUUUUAUCUAAACCCACAAGUGUUGUACAUAACAAGUAGACACAUUUCCAUUACUUAAGCAGACAAAAUAUAAAAUCUAAAGAUAGAAAUGCUUGCUUUGUACAUUAUAUCAUAUUCCAACAUAUUAGUCCCAGGACUCUGUAAGUCCCUCUUAUGAAUUGCAAAAUGGGUCUUUUUUUAAGGUAUCGAUGCAGUGUUGAGUUUGUUUUGUGGUCAGCCUUCCUAACAGCAACACAAAGAGCUUGUUUGAUUCCCCCAAACAUCUACUGAAAUGCCUUACGCAAGUGCAUUGUCCAAAAGAUCUGUAGGUAUUGGAGGUAUUUCAUGUCCAGAUUGGUAUGUGAUUCAUUUUAGUAUUAACCAAACACAUCAGUGUGCAGGCCCUUUAUUUCGUGAGUUUGUGUAGGGUUCUGACAGCUCACUCCAAUUUGUGUUUGGAAAGUGUUUUCUCCAGCAAACCUAAUUAUAAUCCUGCUACACUGAAUGGAAGACUUAAACAUUUAAGAUGUCUUUCUUAACCUGCUGUUUGCUUUUUAUGGGGAUAGCUAACAGAUUUUCAAUAUUGAAGCUAAUCGCUUUAAUGCUCCCAUGUGUGGCUUCAGAAUGAGGUCUGAAAUAAAGAUGUUUAGUCCCAGCUGUGAAAGGUGAAAUAAAAAAGACUCUUGUACCACCACCUUAAUGCUCCUAUUAUUGAAAGGGGCCAUACAUUUUACACUUUAUUCUCAUUUGUAAGGAAUAUCCCCUAGGAAAUAGUGUUAACCAGCUGUAAAUAAACUUUAUUCUGUUUAAAGUCUUGUUAAUUUAUUCACAUUAUGCCCUGUGUGUUACACUUUAAUUGAAUAUGUCUUUCCAAAGUGAAUUGAUUUAUGUUGUUGUCAUUACUUUUCUUCUUAUGUGAACCUUGUGGACAAGUUGUGUUGGGCAGAUGCUUUUUUCAUUCCUUUUCCCUCCCACAGGAGAAAAAUGUGAAAAAUAAAAUCAUGAAUCACA
Lepisosteus oculatus (spotted gar) is the source of this 2158-nucleotide messenger RNA. It is a transcript of the gene tm2d1, whose product is annotated as TM2 domain containing 1. NCBI's taxonomy places the organism in Eukaryota, Metazoa, Chordata, Actinopteri, Semionotiformes, Lepisosteidae. The record is from RefSeq and is a predicted model, not a curated record.